AUGAAGUCCUCGAUCCGGGCGGUCCUUCUCUUUGUCCUACUCGGCCUGGUUGCCGGCUUGGCGAUUCCCGAGCAGUUUUCUACCGUCGAGUUCUCUGGCAAGGAGGCAUGCCACCCGAUACUGAGCUCCUGCCGCGCGGCUGUCGACUGCUGCGCCGGCCUUCGAUGUGCCACCUUUGACGGCGAAGCGCUGUGCGUUCCCGGGGGUGACUGA
Messenger RNA from Thermothielavioides terrestris NRRL 8126, 213 nucleotides. RefSeq lists its product as uncharacterized. The record is from RefSeq and is a predicted model, not a curated record. NCBI's taxonomy places the organism in Eukaryota, Fungi, Ascomycota, Sordariomycetes, Sordariales, Chaetomiaceae. The transcript has 2 exons. Bases 1 to 213 code for a protein of 70 amino acids.